GGACAUGCGAAACAGUUGAAUGAAAUGGCGGAAACAUUUUAUUUCUUCACGAUAAUAAUAUUUUUAAACAUUUUUGUUGGAUUACUUGCCAAUCGAUAUGGUUAUGAUGAAACUCUUGGUGCAGUGGAGAAAUAUGAAAUAAGUGAAUACAGAAGAAUUUUCAACAUGCCUGAAGAGCAAAAUACCUUGGACAAUAUGUUCAGCCUGUUCACACAGAUGCACAAUCUAUCCGUGCGGUAUGAAAACUACAACAACAUUAAAAUCAAAUAUUUGAAGCUAUAUUUUGAAAAGAAAUAUGAGAAUAAGAAGCAUAAAAACAAGUUACUUAACAUGUACAAAUCGGAAUUAGAUUCUCUUAAAACGGAAACACAUUCAUUGGAACAAAUUUUGAAACCAGAAUUAGCUGCCAAGUCAAUUAGUUCGAUGGAAACUGAAACAAUGAAAACCCAUCAACAAACAAAUGCGAAAAAAAUUCAAAUUGACGAAUUAAAAAAUCAGUAUGUUAGUUUGAAGUCGGAGAACGAAGAAAAAGAGAGACAAGUCAAAGCCUUAGAAAAGGAAAUAGAUCAAAACACUAAAAAGAUAUUGAAGCUAAAAUCAAGACAAGGCAACUCAGAAUUGCUUCAAUUUCAAAUGGAGAAACUUGAUAUUCAGCUCAAGAGCUGCACAUCUUGUUGUCAGGCCAAGAGCUGCAAAGCAUUCGGCAAGUCCACCGAUAUCCAUAUGAUCCAUGUCAACAGGCAGACUGGAGCCUUCAGUGUCUCGUGCAAUGGGCAAGUGGCUGAAGCUGGUCCCGGAUGGACAGUGAUCCAAAGGCGGUUAGAUGGCAGCGAGAAUUUCUAUCGCAGUUGGGAGGAGUAUAAGGAGGGUUUCGGCAACUUGACAGGCGAAUUCUUCAUUGGCCUAGAGAAACUUCAUCACAUGACCACCGAGGAACCACAGGAAUUGUUUAUUCACUUGGAGGACUUUAACAAUGAAACGCGAUUCGCCCGCUACAGUGGCUUCUUAGUGGGUGGUGAAGAGGAUUCUUACAAGUUGGUUUCCUUGGGUGAAUUCUCAGGCCGAGCUGGAGAUAUACUGACAGAGAAUGUUGACAGAGGCUUCAGUACAUUCGACAAAGGAGAUGCAUCCAACAAAGCAAUAUCUUAUCAUGGGGCCUGGUGGUAUGAAGACGAUGGCAGCCUCAGCAAUCUCAAUGGACAUUAUAUACCAAAUGGAGAGGUCAUUUUGGAUUUUCGAGGUAAAGGCAUUUUCUGGUAUUCCGACUGGCACGAUGAAGAUUAUUCAUUUAAAUCGGUUCAGAUGAUGAUACGACCGAGAUCAUAAUAGGACAAUAAUAUUAAAAAAUCAAUAAAGUGAAUAUUUAUGGCACUUGAAUUGGUUACAAUCAAGUCGAAACUUUAAA
Molecule: messenger RNA, 1405 nt
Organism: Drosophila willistoni
Lineage: Eukaryota; Metazoa; Arthropoda; Insecta; Diptera; Drosophilidae
Product: fibrinogen-like protein 1
Exons: 2
Coding region: 25-1326 (433 amino acids)
Source: RefSeq, a predicted model, not a curated record